Messenger RNA from Caenorhabditis briggsae, 1026 nucleotides. RefSeq names its product Protein CBR-UFD-1 (gene Cbr-ufd-1). Lineage: Eukaryota; Metazoa; Nematoda; Chromadorea; Rhabditida; Rhabditidae. Gene Ontology annotation, cellular component: VCP-NPL4-UFD1 AAA ATPase complex. The transcript is spliced from 5 exons. Gene Ontology annotation, molecular function: polyubiquitin modification-dependent protein binding. The coding region runs from base 1 to 1026 and encodes 341 amino acids. The record is from RefSeq and is a predicted model, not a curated record.
AUGCAAGCGUGGCUUCAGCAACUUAACAUGGGCGGUCCUGGGGGCCACAUGCGAGGUAGUUAUGAUCAAACAUUCGUGGUUUACGGAGCUGUAUUUCUUCCAAAUGCCACUCAAACCAAAAUCGCUGAAAUCAACUAUGGUGGAAAAAUUCUACUGCCAACUUCUGCACUCGAUCUAUUGCUUCGGAUGAAUAUUCAGUAUCCUAUGCUUUUCAAGCUCACCAAUAUGGCUGCACAAAGAAUUACACACUGUGGAGUUCUGGAGUUCUCAGCGCCAGAAGGACAAGCUAUUCUUCCACAUUGGAUGAUGCAGCAGUUGGGUCUCUCUGAUGGAGACACCAUCCGUGUUGAAUCAGCUACUGUUCCAAAAGCAACAUUCGCCAAAUUGAAACCAAUGUCUUUGGAGUUUUUGAAUAUUACCAACCCAAAAGCAUUUCUGGAAGUGGAGCUCAGAAAAUAUGCUUGUCUUACGAAAGGUGACCGUAUUCCAACCUCUUAUGCUGGUCAGACACUCGAAUUUUCAAUUGUUGAUGUCAAACCAGCCAACUCUGUGUGCAUCAUCGAAUGUGAUGUGAACCUUGAUUUCGACGCUCCAGAGGGAUAUGUUGAGGAGCCAAGACAAGUUGCUCCAGCCGUCAAUGUCAAACCUCCACCACCACCAGCUUCUGCUUUUGUUGGAGUCGGCAAACCUCUCGGUGGAGCAGCAACAACAGCCACGUCGGUUUUUGGAGGAGCUGGACGCCGACUCGACGGAAAGAAAAAGCCAACGUCGUCGGUGUCGCUGUGUUCGGAAGGAACAACCGGUGCCAGUACAAGUGAUGCUGCGGCAGUAGCCAACGAUUUACCAGCAAUCCCACCAGUUGUCGUUAACGAGGACUACAAACCAGGCCGUUGUUCGUUCGUUCGUUAUGAUUACAAACGAGUCGAUGUACUCGAAAAGGAGCUUCGUGAACGAGAGGCAAAAGAAAAGUCGCAGCCGUCAAAAAUGUUCCAAGGAAGCAAUCGUACUCUGAGAGGAGCUCGCUAA